AUGCGUUGUGGAAAUCUUGUGGCAUUGUUAUUGCAUGGAGUCUCUGCGCUCGCGGCGUCGCUAACGCAGGUGACGAACUACAACAACGAUGCGAAAGCAAAGCCUGGCAUGUGGGUAUACGUCCCAGACACUGUGAAAAGCGAUGCGCUUGUCGUUGCGAUCCAUUCCUGUCAGUCGUCUGCGCAAAAGUAUUUCCAGAACAGCAAGAUCCCAUGGCACCAGGGAUCGGACAAGAAAGGCUAUGUGACGGUUUGGCCGAGUUCCACAACUGAAUGUUGGGAUGUAUCGAGCAAAGCUUCGCUCACCCACAAUGGAGGUGGUGACUCGAAUGCUAUCGCGAACAUGAUCAAAUACGCUAUCACGCAGUACAAGAUUGACCCAAAGAAGGUUUUCGUAACGGGUGGUUCAUCAGGGGCGAUGAUGUCCAAUGUCAUAGCUGCGACCUACCCUGAUCUCGUCACUGCCGUAUCUCUCUAUUCCGGUGUACCGGCUGGCUGCUUUGUCUCUUCCUCUGGAGCUGCCGCCGCAUGGAAUAACACCUGCAGUGGAGGAAAUAGCAAGGCAAGUCCCGAACAGUGGGGCAACGUAGCUCGGGCCAUGUACCCUGGAUACACCGGUGCACGCCCUCGCAUGCAGAUCUGGCAUGGAUCGACUGAUGGCACUUUGUCACCCAACAACUAUCAGGAGACGAUCGACCAGUGGACGAACGUAUUUAAUGUUAGCCUCACGCCAACAUCGUCGAAAUCGAACACUCCGGAGAAGAACUACAGAACGGAUGAUUUCGGUCCGAAUGUGGAAGGUAUCUGGGCUCAGGGUGUUGGCCAUUCGGUUCCAUCGCACCUUGAUGCUUCAGAAGCAUGGUUCGGCCUCUGA
Molecule: messenger RNA, 873 nt
Organism: Paraphaeosphaeria sporulosa
Lineage: Eukaryota; Fungi; Ascomycota; Dothideomycetes; Pleosporales; Didymosphaeriaceae
Product: acetylxylan esterase-like protein 1 precursor
Exons: 4
Coding region: 1-873 (290 amino acids)
Cellular component (GO): extracellular region
Molecular function (GO): hydrolase activity
Source: RefSeq, a predicted model, not a curated record